AUGGACCAGCAGCAGCCGCAACAGACGCCGGCGGCGCCCCAGCAACAAGGCCAGCAGCAGCAGCCGCAGCCGCAGCAGCAACCCGUCCAUGGGACCACUGGACGCAGGCUGCACAUUGCUCACCGACGCAGCCCUUCGGAGCUGACGCCUUUGAUGAGCAUGUUUGCCAACCCGGGAAUGGAACAAUUAGCUAUCCAGCAGCAGAUUGAACUGUUGCAGCAGCAGCAGCAGCAGAUUCAGGCCACGCACCAGCAAUACGUCAACAUGGGCAUGAUGCCCCCGGGGCAGCCCAUGGCCCACAACGGGCCCUUCAGUCCUUUGCAGCCCAUGGGCAACAUUGGUCAGAACUUCCAGUUUCCCGCCCAGAUACCGCAACAAAACGUGUCCAUGGGCCCCCCAACCCAGCCUCUAUCACAUCGCCGUAAUCAGUCGGCACUGCCCAGCAUGGGCAUGGGACCGCCCCCGGCUCCCUCGUCGGGCGCUUCCGGCUCCACCUUUGGCAACUUUGAGAUCCCCGUCUACGGCCGGGAGAAUGCAGGCGGCCGAGGCGGCCGUGGAGGUGGUGCCGGUGCCGGUCACCAGCGAAGGCAUUCUCUGGCUCUUGCCGAUGCGAAGAAGGCGGCCGAGAUUGCCCAGCAGAAGCGGACGACGACUGGCUUCCAGUUUCCCGGCCCGGCCGCAUCGUCCGAUAAAGCCGAUGAGGACAGUACCAAGGCGUCCGCCGCUCAGCCAAGCUCCGAUGCCCCCGUCGCGCAGGGGACCACCCGUGGCCGCGGAAUUCAUGGUCGUAGCCAGAGCAUGGCCGUGAAUGGCCGAGGUGGCUUACGCAUGAGCAUGGACGGCAGCAGCGACUUCCAACGUCGCGCUAGCGGCGUCGCCCAUUCCCGUACCGGCUCCCGAAGCUUCGAGGGCAACUGGCGAGCCCCGAAUCAGAAUCAGGAUCAGAUCGGCUCUGCUCAGACUCAGCCCUUCCAGCCCGGACACCGAUCCCGCGGCUCCAUCAACCAGUCCAUGUCGUCGAUCGGGGCCUUUCAGUACAGUCCCAAUCAGUCCACGCUCAUGCAGCUUCCUGGACAGAUGAUGAUGCCCCAGAUGUAUGGCCAGCAGAUGAAUCCCAUGCAGCUUGGCCAGCUUCAGGCUCUCCAGGCGGCUCAGAUGAACGGCCAACCAUUCCAGGGUCUCCAGAGCUCCCAGCACGCCGGCGGCCAGCUCAGCAACCAGCAGCAGCAGCAGCAGCGCAAGACCCUCUUCACCCCGUAUCUUCCGCAGGCGUCUCUCCCCGCUCUCCUUGCGGACGGGCAGCUUGUCUCCGGCAUCCUCCGUGUCAACAAGAAGAACCGCAGCGAUGCGUACGUCACCACGCAGGACGGCCUUUUGGAUGCAGACAUCUUUAUCUGCGGCAGCAAGGAUCGCAACCGAGCACUUGAGGGAGACCUCGUCGCCAUAGAGCUCCUCAACGUGGAUGAAGUUUGGGCUCAGAAGCGAGAGAAGGAAGAGAAGAAGAAGCGUAAGGAUAUCACGGACACCCGAUCGAACUCGACGAGUCAGGGGGCCCAUGCUUCUGGUCAAAACGACGACAGCACCAUUCCGGAAGGCGGCAUUCGCCGUCGCGGAAGUCUUCGCCAGCGCCCUACGCAGAAGAAGAAUGACGAUGUCGAGGUCGAGGGCCAGAGCCUUCUCCUGGUGGAGGAGGAGGAGAUCAACGACGAGGCGAAGCCGCUGUACGCCGGACAUGUCGUCGCAGUCAUCGAGCGCGUUGCCGGGCAAAUGUUUUCCGGUACCCUCGGCCUGCUGCGUCCCAGCAGCCAGGCGACCAAGGAAAAGCAGGAGGCCGAGAGGGCUGCCCGGGAUGGUGGAAACAACCGCCAGAACGACAGUCGCCAGCACGAUAAGCCCAAGAUUGUUUGGUUCAAGCCAACCGACAAGCGAGUUCCGCUCAUCGCCAUCCCGACGGAGCAGGCGCCUCGUGACUUCGUCGAGAAGCACCAGGACUACGCCGAUCGCAUCUUUGUCGCCUGCAUCAAGCGAUGGCCCAUCACCUCGCUUCACCCCUUCGGCACUCUCGUUGAGCAGCUUGGACGCAUGGGCGACCUCAAGGUCGAGACGGACGCUCUGCUGCGAGACAACAACUUUUCGUCGGACGAGUUCUCCGAGGCCGUCCUUCGCAGCGUCGGUCUCCAGGACUGGUCGCUGGACAAGGAGGACGAGGCUGCCAUUGCCGCUCGCCGAGACUUCCGCGAGGAGAAGUGCUUUACGAUCGACUUCAACGGCGGCGCCGAGCUUGGGAAUGCCGUUCACAUCAAGACUCGUUCGGAUGGGAAGAUCGAGAUUGGCAUCCACGUCCCAGACGUCGCGCAUUUCGUCAAGCCCAAUUCCCUCGUUGAUCGUGAGGCCAAGAAGCGCGGCACUUCGGUCCAGCUUCUCAACCGAUUCUCCGCCCUUCUGCCCCAGAAGCUGGCGGGCGAAAUCUGCGCCCUGACGCCCGACCAGGAGCGAUUGACCGUCAGCGUCGUGUUCAACGUCAACCCGCACAGCGGAGCCGUUGCCGAGGGCGACAGCUGGGUGGGCCGCAGCAUCGUCAAGAGCGCUGGCAAGCUUUCCCUGGCCGACAUCGACAGUGCCCUGGGCGACCCGUCCUCGUUCUCCAACGGAGCCGUUCCGGUCAAGACGAUUCAAAUCCUCCAGGGCGUUGCCCAGAAGUUCCGCGAGGCCCGUCUCGGCGCCGGCGGUGAGCCGAUCGCGCCCCUGCGGCUCCUGCAGCAGCUGGACGACGAGAACAAUCCGGUGCAGGACAACAUCUUCCACUCGACGCCCGCACUGGAGCUCGUGGAGGAAAUCUCUCAAAAGGCAAACGCCUACGUCGCGCAGCGUCUUGCCGAGGGCCUUCCCGAGAAGGCUCUCCUCCGCCGCCAGGGUCCUCCCAACCCACGCCGCCUGCAGUCGUUCGCCGAGCGCAUGACGGCCCUCGGCUACGACAUGGACGUCUCCGGCAGCGGGGCUCUGCAGAACAGCCUGUUCAAGGUGGACGACUCUGACCUGCGCAAGGGCAUGGAGACGGUCGUGGUCAAGUCGAUGCAGCGAGCCAAGUACUUCAUCGCCAGCAAGACUGCGAAGCCGUUGUGGCCGCACUACUCGCUCAACCUGCCGGUCUACACGCACUUCACUUCGCCUACGCGCCGCUACGCCGACAUGAUCGUGCACCGCCAGCUCGAGGUCGUCCUGUCGGAGGGUACCAUCGAGUUCACGGAAGACAUGGAAAACCUUGUCAAGACGGUUGAGUCGUGCAACACCAAGAAGGACUCGGCGCACAACGCGCAGGAUCAGAGCAUCCACAUCGAGUCCUGCCGCAGCUUGGACAAGAAGCGGCAGGAAGCCAACGACGACCUCAUCGUGGAGGGCAUCGUGCUGUGCGUGUACGAGUCGGCCUUUGACGUGUUGAUCCCCGAGUUCGGCUUCGAGAAGCGGGUGCACUGUGACCAGCUGCCGCUCAAGAAGGCCGAGUUCAGGAAGGAGAAGAGAGUGCUCGAGUUGUACUGGGAGAAGGGGGUGCCGAGCUCGGCGUACGUGCCGGAAGAUGAGCGCCCCAAGGCGGCGACGUCGCAGAGAAUGAACAACGCCAUGGCGGCCGCCCGGCACGCGCAGGAGGCCGAGAAGGCCAAGACGGAGCGCGAGGAGGCGACGCGCAAGCAGACGGAGACGGGCACCAUGUCGACGGACGACGUCGACGCCCUGUUCGACGACGACGAGGACAACACGUCGGACGUGACGGAGGCCAUGGCCGGGGCCUCGCUGGCCGAGCGGCCGACGCAGAGCGUUCCGGGAUCGCCUUUGCGCGCGCCGAUGAUGCAGCGAACCAACUCGGACUCGAAGGUGCCCGUUUCGGACACGGCCGAGGCGCGGAUGACCAACAAGGAGAAGUACCUCAGAAUGUUCAAGUUGCGUGAGGAAGGCGGAGACUACGUCCAGGAUGUGACGGAGAUGACUCGCGUGCCAAUCAUCCUGAAGACGGACCUCAGCAAGAGCCCACCUUGCCUGACGAUUCGAUCUCUCAACCCCUACGCACUGUAG
Drechmeria coniospora is the source of this 4068-nucleotide messenger RNA. Its product is annotated as Ribonuclease II/R. The record is from RefSeq and is a predicted model, not a curated record. Bases 1 to 4068 code for a protein of 1355 amino acids. Gene Ontology annotation, cellular component: exosome (RNase complex); P-body. Gene Ontology annotation, molecular function: RNA binding; 3'-5'-RNA exonuclease activity. Gene Ontology annotation, biological process: mRNA catabolic process. Lineage: Eukaryota; Fungi; Ascomycota; Sordariomycetes; Hypocreales; Ophiocordycipitaceae. The transcript is spliced from 3 exons.